CCGGGUUUCAGCAGUCUGGUCCAGAUCCUCCGCUCCUCCUCAGCUCAACACACACAUCCAUUGUACACAAACGGGGCAGGCGGCUCAUGCAUACACACGCACUCACACACAUACAGACACAUCCACACACACACAUCUACGCACACACGCUCAGCAUCGAUCGUGGCUCCUUUAAGAAAGCCUAAGCCAGAAUUAUCACCCCACCUCCUCUUGAUCUCCUCUAGACGCUUUUGCAUAAGAAAAUCAAGCCGGGAGCCGAGAGUGAUCAAAGAAAAACGAGAGGAGAGCUGCUUCAUUUUUUAACUCUGAUUGUGACUAUUAACGUUUAGGUGGUGCCGAGCCCGUGGAGACGCGCGUCGGACCAUCAUUCAUCCGGUGCUUUUGACAAGCCCUCGCGUUUUGACUGACAGGCGGAGUGGCAAAAAGCCAUGAGAGUCGCCACUUUUGUUUGAGGGGCUGUUUUAUUUUCAUCCUGGUUUUAGGAGAGGAGCCUGGCGCCGCUGCCCCGAGGAGAGGACAGCCGAGGACCUUCUCGCCGCGUCUGGGCUUAAACUUGCGCAGAGAGCGGGGGCUGGCUGCACAGUUCCGUGGAAAGAAAAAGGCAUACGGGAUUUUGGCUGAAACAUCUUCCAGUUUAUUUGGAUUUUCUUUCUUCAUUUCGUCUCCACCCUGGCCUCUGAGGGGAUUUAUCUAAAGUGAAAGGACGACCAGGGAGUCAGGAGGGUUAUGGCGCAACGGUACGAAGACUUGCCCCACUACGGGAUGGACGGGGUGGGCAUCCCGACCACCAUGUACGGAGACCCGCACGGCGCCCGUUCCAUGCAGGCGGUGCACCUCAACCACGGGCCCCCGCUGCACUCGCACCAAUACCCGCACACCGCCCACACCAACACCAUGCCCCCAAGUAUGGGCUCCUCCGUCAACGACGUUCUCAAGAGAGAUAAAGACGCGAUAUACGGGCACCCCCUGUUCCCCUUGCUUGCACUGAUUUUUGAGAAAUGUGAAUUAGCGACGUGCACCCCCAGAGAGCCCGGGGUGGCGGGAGGAGACGUCUGUUCAUCGGAAUCUUUCAAUGAAGACAUAGCAGUGUUUGCAAAACAGAUUCGGGCAGAAAAACCUUUAUUUUCAUCGAAUCCAGAAUUGGAUAAUCUGAUGAUUCAAGCCAUUCAAGUUUUACGAUUUCAUCUUCUGGAGUUGGAGAAGGUGCACGAGCUGUGUGAUAAUUUCUGUCACCGGUACAUCAGCUGCUUGAAAGGCAAGAUGCCCAUCGACCUGGUCAUAGACGACAGAGAGGGAGGAUCCAAAUCAGACAGCGAAGAGAUCACGAGAUCAUCGGUGGCCCUUGAUCAGACGUCCUGGAACAGAGAUCACGAUGACACAGCGUCCACGCGCUCUGGAGGAACGCCGGGGCCGUCCAGCGGAGGACACACAUCACACAGCGGCGACAACAGCAGCGAACAGGGUGAUGGCCUGGACAACAGCGUAGCCUCGCCGAGCACGGGGGACGACGAUGACCCGGAUAAAGAAAAGAAGCGCAACAAGAAGAGAGGAAUCUUCCCUAAGGUGGCCACCAAUAUCAUGAGAGCGUGGCUCUUCCAGCACCUAACACAUCCCUACCCAUCAGAAGAACAGAAGAAACAGCUGGCACAAGAUACAGGCCUCACCAUCCUACAAGUGAACAACUGGUUCAUCAACGCCAGGAGGAGAAUAGUGCAGCCCAUGAUCGACCAGUCAAACCGUGCAGUAAGUCAAGGAGCUCCCUACAAUCCAGAUGGCCAGCCGAUGGGGGGCUUCGUCAUGGACGGCCAGCAGCACAUGGGAAUCAGACCACCUGGACCCAUGGGUGGCAUGGGCAUGAACAUGGGCAUGGAAGGUCAGUGGCACUACAUGUAGCCCUGCCCCAGUCCGACCGGUCGCAACACACAAAGGAGGAUAACCGCAGGGCAAACCAGAGCAUCAUGGGUCUCACAGAGGCCUACACGGCACGGCAACAGGACUUCUCGACUUCCUGAUGACAACAGCUACCACCUCUGUCCGCCUUCAAGACCCAACGUUUUCUUUGACUGACAUCUGCAACGUGGAAACUUUCCAUGACUGCCUUCUUUACUUUUUCUAUGUAUCCAGUGCUGGCGAUGCACGGAAGAUCCAGCCUCGUCCAAUCCAGAUGACCCCCUGUCCCGACAGACCCCCUGCUUCUACUCUGGUUUGGCACUAGACUCCGCCGUCUUGCCUCUGCCCAAUAGGAUCACAGGGAUUCCUCCAUUAAAAGUGAUUGCGAUUGAAAGCAUUGAUGACACACAAGAGACACACUGUGUUCUUUGCCUGUACCUUCGGUGAAUGCACAGCUGGUGAUAUAUUCUAGACUCUUUGGAAAACAAAAGAGACUUCCUGUGAAGAGCAAUUCGCUCUUUGGGAUGAUGGAAUUGGACCAAGGAGAAGCCAAUGUCUGUAUCUGACAGGACACUCACAAAGCAAAAGAGGUGCCCUUUAAAAAAAUAUAGCGGAUUGAAACAUGAAAGGAGGGGUGGCAAGACAAAAGAAAUUAAAAGUAUAACUUUAUCAACCCUGGUUUGAGAAGUGAGUGGAGAAAAAAAUAUACUGUAUACUGUUGUAAAAUUACGCUGGACUCUCACAAGAACUGGGAAUUUAAGUAUUGUAAAUUCUAUUGUAUUGUUCUGCAUAUUAUGUUGUUUCUAAUAGAUUUUUUUAAAAAAGGAUGUGAACUUUUUCUCUUUUUUCUCAUUUCUUUCCACACUAUGUGUGUGCAGUCUCUCCAUUCAAUUUGACCUCUUGCCCCUCCCUCCAUUGAAUCACAAUGCAUUUUUUUAAAAGAAAAAAAAAGUGAAUAAACGGACAAUUUCGAUCAGUCUGUCAUUUUCGCAGGCCUUUAUUUGAUUGGUAAGAGUUUGAUAGCGAUACAUAUGCACUGUUGUUUUACAUACAGUACACACAAUCCAUCCACAACAUACCAGGGUGCAGCUAACUUGUGUCACUGUUGCGGUGUCUUCACCUUUUUUUGGUGAUUUUUCUUUGCAGCUUUUCACAUCAGAUUCAGUUGAAUAUGUGUUACUCUAUUGGUGGGAAGUUUUUUCUUUUUUGGUAUAACAAAAUCAUGAAAUACUCAACUCAUUGAAUUAACUCCAAAAACAAUAAAAUCAAGCUUAACACUGUUUCUGAGGAGCUAACAACACUGGUUGUUAAGGUUUGUUUUUUUAUCCAAUUGUUCAAUUUCACCUUUUAUCCAUGACAGACACAUAAUAUAGGUCAAUGUGGCUGAAAAGCAGGCUAACAGACAUGAUAAAAGAGCUCUUUAAACAAUCUAAAGAAAUCACUGUAGAUCAGAUACCACAACAACGUGUCCCACAAACAUGUUUCCUCUGUUUCCUCUCCAUGCAAGUCUGUGAUUAAGGGCCUCUGAGUCUAUAAAGUGUCCUAUUGAUGUGUUUUAUGUCACAAGGCCGAGGACUAACAUGGCCAGUGGAUUCUCUUCCCCCUCUGUGUUUGAUGGAGUCUGAUUACAGGUAGAGGCAGAGGCAACAGGAAAACACAAUUUAUACUACAAUCCAUUCAUUUUUGAGUUAACCAGAUGAUGUAAUGCUGAUUAGCAGACAGGAGAGAAUGUAAAAGUCACUGUGUGUGUGUGUGUGUGUGUGUGUGUGUGCGUGCGUGCGUGGUGUGUGCGAAGGGGGAUGAGUGUGUGUGCAUAUGUGCUUGAGUGGGUUAUCAAUGCAUUCAUUAUCCAUAGCUUCAAACAUGUAUUACGCACAUCUUUAAGAUUCCUUUGAAGACAAGUCAUGUUUCUUAUGCUUUUCCUUUGAAGGGUAUAUAUGUACAUCUGUGUUGUAAAUAAAUACUUUUUUUGUUCAAAUAACAGAA
Messenger RNA from Labrus mixtus (cuckoo wrasse), 3876 nucleotides. It is a transcript of the gene meis1b, whose product is annotated as Meis homeobox 1 b. The transcript is spliced from 13 exons. The record is from RefSeq and is a predicted model, not a curated record. NCBI's taxonomy places the organism in Eukaryota, Metazoa, Chordata, Actinopteri, Labriformes, Labridae. Gene Ontology annotation, molecular function: DNA-binding transcription activator activity, RNA polymerase II-specific; RNA polymerase II cis-regulatory region sequence-specific DNA binding. The coding region runs from base 727 to 1893 and encodes 388 amino acids. Gene Ontology annotation, biological process: positive regulation of transcription by RNA polymerase II; brain development; positive regulation of cell population proliferation.